CGAACAGGAGUAGGAGCACUGUCAUCCAUUGGUAGAGCGAGAGCGCUUUUGCUGCGCCGAGAGCAGCCAGGAGCAGUUCUGUCUGCUCCCUCUUAAAAAGCGGAGUGAGUGGAAAACGCAGGAAACCACGUGUUUGGAACGUCAUGUCCGGACAUACCCUCUCAGCAAUCCUCCUCACUUGUUUACAUUUUGCGGCGUCGUGUCGGGCGGUUAUGGCGGCAGCGAAGCGUGCGUGGUGCUCGGGCUCGAACGAUUUUAACGUCGUAGCGGCAGAUUCUGGCAGUGAACGUCCACCUUGCCUGCCUUCAGAUUCACGGAUGGCGGAGGCAGCAAAACGUCGUCGUCUUGCCGAAGUAUUUGACGAGCUAGACGAUGUCAGCAGCGAUAGCUGCUGGAGCUCUACGUCCGAGUCGAGUUCAAGCAGCAGCGACGAUGACGACGAAGUGUAUGCAGCAGCGUUUCAGCAGCUCUUUUCUCUGCCAGAGCGAAGGCCGAAAGUGGAAGCAUAUGUUACAAAGACGGUGGCUAGCUACUCCGACGAGGAGUUCAAAAGAAAUUUCCGCGUCACGCGGCCGGUCGUGGACUUCUUGGCAGCAGAAUUCGCCAAGUCACCGCACUGCCCUCAGAACAGUGAUCAUGGUGGCCUGCCUGCCAAGUCGGCUGAAGAACACAUUCUCUCCUUUCUUUGGUAUGCAGCCAACAAAGCAUGCAUUAGAGAUGUCGCUGGCCGCUUUGAAGUCGCAGAAAGCACUCACCACAGAAUGAUGGGCCGAGUAACUGCAUUCCUGCUCGACAUAGCACCGAAUGUAAUCAAGUUCCCCAGUGACCUGCAGAAGCUUGCUGUGGAUUUUGAGAAGCUGUCGGGAUUCCCAGACACAAUUGGGUGUGUUGACGGAAGCUACAUGCCUAUCAGGUGCCCAGCCAGGAAAGUGCGAUCUGUUUAUAUAAACCGGCACCAUUACCUAUCCUUGACACUUCAAGGUGUUUGUGACAACAAGAAGAGGUUUCUUGAUGCCAGCACUGGCUACCCAAGCAAAAUUCAUGACGCACGCAUUUUCCGUCGGUCCAGGAUUUCAAGUGUUUUGCCACAACUGUGCUCUAGCAAGUACCAUAUAGUGGGGGAUGCUGCAUAUCCUUUCCGGGAGUACCUGAUGACACCAAUUCGAGACUAUGGGAAUCUUGACAGCAUCAAAAAACCUUCAAUGCAAGACUCUCCGGGACAAGGGUGCUUAUUGAAAAUACUUUUGGCGAUUUAAAAAAUCGUUUCAGACAACUGCACAGGUUGGAUAUGUGGACAGUGGAUAACAUGUCCAAGUUUAUCAUU
Rhipicephalus microplus (southern cattle tick) is the source of this 1324-nucleotide messenger RNA. RefSeq lists its product as uncharacterized. Lineage: Eukaryota; Metazoa; Arthropoda; Arachnida; Ixodida; Ixodidae. The record is from RefSeq and is a predicted model, not a curated record.